GCCAAGCCCAGCCUACACGGCACGCUCUUUUCUCUCUCUCUCUCACACACGCACUCACAGUCACGCGCGCGCGCGCGCACACUAGCGGAGGAGAGAUCCACCGGACAACAAAGAACGCACGGGGCCACUGCAGGCUGAGAUAACGGAAGGGACAAUAGGUGUCAACAGCUUAUCUUUCUUCUGAAAUCUUUUUUUUUUUUUUUUUUUUUACUUAUCUGGCGAAUUAGAUAAACAGUAAUACUGGAGGUGACCGUCGCUGAACCGUUAGUGUACCGUGUAGAUAGUAGAGCUGUGCUCGUGACCUUCGAGAGAGACAUGGAGCUGGAACAUUUUGACGAUCGGGACAAAGCCCAACGGCAUGCCCGCGGCGGCGGAAGGAUGAAUGGGGUACUGAGUCCAACACACAGCGCUCACUGCAGCCUUUACCGGACCCGUACCCUGAAGACCCUUACUUCGGAGAAGAAGGCUAAAAAAGUCCGUUUCUACCGCAACGGGGACCGGUAUUUCAACGGGAUAGUCUAUGCCAUCUCCACAGACAGGUUCCGGUCUUUUGACGCGCUGUUGGCUGACCUCACCCGCUCCCUGUCGGACAAUGUGAACCUGCCCCAAGGCGUGCGAAUCAUUUAUUCAAUUGACGGCUCCAAAAAAAUCACCACUAUCGACCAGCUGGUGGAAGGUGAGAGCUAUGUGUGCGGCUGCGUCGAGGUUUACAAAAAACUGGACUACACCAAGAACGUCAACCCCAACUGGUCGGUCAACGUCAAGGCCUCGGCCUCGGACGCCCGCGGGCCCCUCUCCCUGGGCAGCGCCAAAGCCGGCCCGCCCGAGAACCGCGAGAACAAGGACUUCGUCCGGCCCAAGCUGGUGACGGUGGUUCGUAGUGGCGUGAAGCCCCGCAAGGCCGUACGAAUCCUGCUCAACAAGAAGACGGCCCACUCCUAUGAACAGGUCCUCACCGACAUCACGGACGCCAUCAAGCUGGACUCUGGGGUGGUCAAGAAGAUCUACACGAUGGAGGGGAAACUACGAAAAGUGCCUCUCUUCUUUCUCCCUUUCUCCCUCCGUCUGGAAUAUCACUGUGUUGUCAGCAUGCUGAAAGUUGAAGUCAAUGGAACACCUGCCAGUCAGUUGUCCACUCCUCACUCAGGGAAGUCUCCAAGUCCCUCCCCGACCAGCCCAGGAGGGCUCAGACCACGCAGGGAAAAGGACAAGAAUGUGACAGAGAUUCCUCCAUCUCGCUGGCCCUCCACUAAAGGCUCGGUAGAAGAGGAGGAUGGACCUGGGAACGAUGCGGGCGAGCCCGCGGACGAGGCUCCGGUCGUGCCGGCCUACAUCUCGGAGCGCUACAAGGUCGGCCGCAUGCUCGGGGACGGAAACUUCGCCGUGGUGCACGAGUGUUCCGAGCACUCGACGGGCCGCCAGUACGCCCUCAAGAUCAUCAACAAGGGGAAGUGCCGAGGCAAGGAGCACAUGAUUCAGAACGAGGUGGCCAUCUUGCGGCGGGUGAAGCACCCAAACAUCGUCCUGCUCAUAGAGGAGAUGGACACCUACAAUCAGCUGUACCUGGUCAUGGAGCUAGUCAAGGGCGGGGACCUGUUCGACGCCAUCACGUCCACCAACAGGUACACGGAGAGGGACGCCAGCGGGAUGCUCUACAACCUGACCAACGCCAUCAAGUACCUCCACAGCCUCAACAUCGUCCACAGAGACAUCAAACCCGAGAACCUGCUGGUGUACGAGCAUGCAGACGGCAGUAAGAGCCUGAAGCUGGGAGACUUUGGUCUUGCCACACUGCUGGACGGCCCCCUCUACACUGUCUGUGGGACCCCAACGUACGUCGCCCCCGAAAUCAUCGCCGAGACAGGGUAUGGCCUUAAGGUGGAUAUCUGGGCGGCUGGAGUCAUCACCUACAUCCUGCUGUGUGGUUUCCCUCCCUUCCGCGGAAGCAGUGACGACCAGGAGGUUCUGUUUGACCAGAUCCUGAUGGGACAGCUGGAGUUCCCCCUCCCGUACUGGGACAACGUCUCAGAGACAGCCAAGGAGCUGAUCCGAUCCAUGCUCGAGGUGGAGGUAGACCAGAGAUACACUUCCCUGCAGGUGCUGGAACACCCCUGGGUCAAUGAUGAUGGUCUGUCGGAGAAUGACCACCAGCUCUCGGUAGCGGGGAAGAUCAAGAAGCACUUUAACACCGGCCCCAAGACCAGCGACACAGACGCCGGGGUGUCGGUCAUCUCGACCACCGCUCUUGAUAAGGAGGGGCAGGUUCUCCGACGAGGACGCCACCAGGAUGUGAGGUCACAGCAGUUGCCGAUGACGACAACAACGACAAAGAUGGAACCACCCAGUUGCCUCCCCGGCCUGCUCUUGGCCCCCUCCUGUCGAAGCCCUCCCCCAGGACCCGGCCCUGGCCCCGACCCCGACCCCUCCCCCAGUCCCAGCUCUGACCCCUCCCCCAGCCCCAGCCUCCCCUCGGACUCGGACGACGUCUCCCUCAGCUCGGCCAGCACCGUCUGCACUCCCACCUCUCCCUUCUAGAACAGGGGGAGGAGGGAGAGGAGGAGGGAGAGAAGGAGGGAAAGGAGGGAGAGAAGGAGGGAG
Molecule: messenger RNA, 2598 nt
Organism: Osmerus eperlanus (European smelt)
Lineage: Eukaryota; Metazoa; Chordata; Actinopteri; Osmeriformes; Osmeridae
Gene: dclk1a
Product: doublecortin-like kinase 1a
Biological process (GO): protein phosphorylation; intracellular signal transduction
Molecular function (GO): ATP binding; protein kinase activity
Source: RefSeq, a predicted model, not a curated record